AUGGCUUUGAAGAAGAAGCGUUCCUCCUACACGGCGAAAUUCAAGGUCUCCGUGAUUGACUACGCAAAUGAACAUGGAGUUGUCGAGGCUGCGGAACAUUACGGGAUUAAGGACAAACGAAUGAUCAGAAGAUGGAAAAAGGCUGAAAAUAAAAUCAGAGAGAUGCCAUCGAAAAAGCGCGCAAACCGUGGAAAGAAAGAAGCCUGGCCCGAGCUGGAAAAUGAGCUGAAUACUUGGGUGCGAUUGGAGAGAAGCAAAGGAGCACAAGUUUCUACUACUCGGAUCAUUAGAGAAGCAAGAAAGAUCGCAAGAAGACUACAGUUGGAUGAUUUUCAAGGGACCCCUCAUUGGUGCCAUAGCUUUAUGGAGAGGAAAAACCUAUCAAUUCGCACAGCAACAUCCGAAGGACAAAACCUGCCUGCUCCGCCCGGACUUGUUUUUGUUGAUGAUGAGAAUUUCGAUGGUUUUGUUGAUUAA
Ostertagia ostertagi is the source of this 477-nucleotide messenger RNA. The record is from the annotation of a GenBank genome assembly. Lineage: Eukaryota; Metazoa; Nematoda; Chromadorea; Rhabditida; Trichostrongylidae.